This is a messenger RNA of Lactuca virosa, 609 nucleotides long. NCBI's taxonomy places the organism in Eukaryota, Viridiplantae, Streptophyta, Magnoliopsida, Asterales, Asteraceae. The record is from the annotation of a GenBank genome assembly.
AUGGGAUCUGAACUGAUUUACAGGGGCCACGAACCCCAACCCACUUCAGAUCUAUACUCUCCAAAGCCUAACAAACCAUGGUCCGCCGUGAUUCCGCCGAUUCGUUACAUGCUUCGUGAACAACGUCUCGUCUUCGUGCUCAUCGGCAUUGCCAUAUCUACCUUCUUCUUCACCCUUAUUCCGUCAUCCACCACCUUCUCUUCCCCCGCCAUCCCCGCCUACACCUCCUACGCAGUUUCCGGAUCGGCUCAGUUAAUGAACCCUGGACGACCAGCUUAUCGGUUUAAUUCAGGUGGGAAGAUCCCUUUGGGUUUGAAACGGAAAGGGUUAAGGAUUGUGGUGACCGGCGGUGCAGGAUUCGUCGGAAGUCAUCUCGUUGACCGAUUGAUUGAACGAGGAGACAGUGUAAUAGUCGUUGAUAAUUUCUUCACUGGAAAUAAAGAGAACGUGAUGCAUCAUUUUGGAAACCCUAGGUUUGAGCUCAUCCGACACGACGUCGUAGAGCCGUUACUACUGGAAGUCGACCAGAUCUAUCACCUUGCUUGCCCUGCUUCCCCUGUUCAUUACAAAUACAACCCCGUGAAAACAAUCAUAUCCUUCCUUAAUUAG